AGAGGCGUAAUUUCCGCCCGUACGAGUACCAGCCAGGCGCUAGAGAGGCACACAAGAUCCAAGCUCUCCAAAACAAUGGCAAACUCAGGGAAGCAAGACUUCAGAGGACAAAUUGAACAUGACAGUGAGCCAACAAAGAAACCUGAAGCCUUGGGAGGAAAUGUUACUGAAACAGACGCCUAUUACAGGAGCUGUGAUCUCUUUGACCCAGCGGUGGAAUACAAGACGAACCAUAAGCGCCGGGGCCUGGCCUUGAUCUUCAACCAGGAGCGCUUCUUUUGGCGUCUGUGCAUGCCUGACCGAUUUGGUACCAAUGCAGACAAACACAACCUUUUCAGAAGAUUUCAAGAUUUAGGGUUUGAAGUAAAAGCAUUUGAUAAUCUUAAAGUUGAGGAAGUACUGAAUGAAAUUUAUGAAGCUGCCAGCUCUGACCACCUGGAUGCUGAUUGCUUCGUUUGCAUCUUCUUGAGUCAUGGAGAGAAUGAGUAUGUUUAUGCCUAUGAUGCCAAGAUUGAAAUCAAAGAAAUCACUGCCUUGUUUAAGGGAGACAAGUGCAAGAGUCUGGUGGGAAAGCCAAAGAUCUUUAUAUUUCAGGCUUGCCGUGGUGACAAGCACGAUAACCCAGUAAUGCCCAUGGAUGUGGUGGACAAUGCCGUGACCAACGAGGUGGUGGUGGAUGCUGGUGCUGUCUACACCUUGCCUGCCGGAGCAGACUUCCUCAUGUGCUACUCGGUGGCGGAAGGCUAUUACUCUCACCGUGAGACCAUCAAUGGCUCAUGGUACAUCCAGGACCUGUGUGAGAUGCUGAAGCGGUUUGGCGAGACCCUGGAGUUCACGGAGCUUCUCACGAUGGUCAACAGGAAAGUGUCGUCACGCAGUGUGGGAAACUGUGUGGACCGCAGCGCCAUUGGCAAGAAGCAGGUGCCCUGCUUUGCAUCCAUGCUUACCAAGAAACUUUACUUCAAGUCCAAGAAAGAUUGAACACUGCACUCGCUGCACAGGACCCAGCUAUGUUUUAAUUCUCUUAUUUUACAUGACGUGUCAAUUUUAGGUAGAAAGCAAGGUCUGGGUAUUCUGUCCUCUUUUCUGCACCAAAAAUAAGUUCAUAAAUCCCUACCUUUUUAAUUAAAAUGCUCUUGUGUCCUCUUGCUAGCAUGAUCACGUAAAAUAGAAAUGACAAAAAGCAUUUCACCAUGUUAUCCAAUAAUUAUGUUUCUAGUUAUUGCCAUUGUUCCUGGCACAGGCUAUCAUAAGUUGUGACUUGAUUACUUUCUACAUUUAAGCAGAUUUAAGUGUGGUAAAAGUGGUAAAGAUCCUAUUUUCCUGUUCUAUUGUCAUAGCAUAGCAGGGUCAUUGGGUUUGGGAAUUCUGUUCUAAUCCUUGUUGUAAUAGGUUUUUGUGAAACCUGUGUAUCUUUAUUGCAUGUAGAGUUUAAAUAAGGUCAUACACUUGGAGUUAUAAAAUGAAUGAAAUUGACACUUUUUUUUAAACUGACUGAAUUCAUAUCCUUUUUAUAAUCAAUGUCAAAGAACCUACCCAGAACUUACAUCCAAAUUAUUUCCAUAAUAAAAAAGGAUGCCUUAGUGUUAAAGACUAUAGUGGACAUUUUAAUUUGUAUGAGAACAAUCAAAUUGAAAAUGCUGCUUUUAUGGCAGCUUUGUUUGAGCAAACUAUUUCACAAGUUAGAAUUAACAAAAAGGGAAUUUUUGGUUGGAUUUGUUUAACUGGGUGAUGUCUAUUAGUUGAGAAUUUGACUUUUUGCUGUAUAUAUAUAUGGUGCCCUCAGAUGAGUUAAACAAUUUAAAAUGUCUUUUUUUAGAAUAUUUGGUAUUGUAUGAAAAUAAAUGCAAAAACCGAUUUAAAGAUUUACAGAAGGAACUAUAGGGUAUGACCUUUGUGAAAUAAGCAUUUAUCUCCAAGUAACAGGGUAGCUGUUGAGAGGAGGUUACGUGGUUGUUGUUGUGUCUAGGGAGCCAUAUAAAGAAUUGAUUAGUGUCCAUAAGGGUAGGUAGAGAGAUUGGGGCAAAUGUAUUUGCACGUGCAUUUCUUGUCAGAAACAAGAUGAUGAGUAUCAGCUGCAGCAGGGUGCUGUGUAGUGUAUGUGCACUUAACCCACAUUUAAAUAUUUGCCCCAAUCACUCUACCAAUCCUUAUGAAUACUGUCUAACUCUUUAGUUAUCUAAAUACAAAAACCAUGCAAGGUCCUCUCACAGUGAGUGUUGACCUGUUACAUCCAUCCAGCCAAUUUCCAAUUACUUCUUCCAAUUCAGGGUCACAGGGGAGUCAGAGACUAACCUGGCAAGCAGUGGGCAUAAAACAGGGAACACUGCCACUGCUAUUGCAGGUCAGAAACGCGCAGAUACUGUACUCACAACACAAGCCGAUUAACCUACCAGUCUUUGGACUGUGGGAGGUAACCGGAGCAGCUGGAGGAAACCCCUGCAAAUACAAGGAAAACACUCCAUGCAGACAGCAUGUCAGGUCCAGAAUAGAACCCAUGAACCCAGUGCCAUACUAACUACUGUGCCACGGUGCUGCCCUGCCCUGUUAUACCUCACUACAAUUUUAGGUUCCGAGUCAUCCGAGUAGGGGAAUGCUCAUGUGGUGCAUGUACAGUAGGGUCUAUCAGCUUCACACUCUUAAUUGAUUUGAUUGACUGUUUUCUUAAUCAGUUCACCUGUUAUCUGUGAUUCUUGGAAGGGUCACAGUAAUCUUUUUUUCAUAUAUGCCAAGUUUACAUCCCAUUUCUAAUGGGAUUUUAGCAUAUUCUGUUGACGGACCUUUUAUCAGUGUAAACGGCUGGUGUUUGUCUUAUUAUUUUUACAGGUGUAUGAAUUGUACUAUUCUUUUGCACAUAAUAUUCUUUAUACUUGGGAGACUAUAACUUUAAUGGGAUUACUACUUUUUCAUACAUUUUUGUAAAAAAAAAAUAGGCAACAGUGGUUCUUGCAAUAAACAAGCUAGUGACUUAAUUUUGUACACUUCUCAGGUGAUAUUUUUGUAAUAUUUACACCUCAAACACUUAAUAGAAAGAGAGGUAUUCAGCUUGUAUUGGCAAUGACAAGUCUUUACAGUGAGACUUUGCUGUCUUAGUCCUUUUAACAUCAGUAUUAGAAAUGACUAGAUAGAUUAUACAGUUGAAAACACCUUUUGGCCUCAUAUGUUUAUUUUGUAGUAUACCUCAGGUAACCUGGCUACCUAAUUUGUUGUCCCUCACGUAUGUAAUCAUAUUUCACAAUGCUGCUGCUACAGUAUGUCAGUAUGCAUCUAAUGUGAAAGAGGGAUGAGCGGACUGUGAUUUGUUAAGAGAGGUUAAGUGAGAAAAAUGUUUUGCCUUAUGUAUUUGAAUACCCAUCACUUCCUGCAUAUCUCUGAGUAAGCAUUGUACUGUAAGUGGGAGUUAAAGUAAUGUACCAUUCCUAACAUUGUAUCACCUCAAUGUAGGUUGACUUGAUGUAACACUAUAGGAUGCAUUAUAUACUGUAGUUUUUUCAGUCCAAAAAUUGUUUUUGCUUGUCUCUAAAAAACUUUUUACUUCACGGGUAGGUUUUUGUAAGUGAAACGUUUGUUUGGAAGAGCAAUAAAAAGGUAAAUUUGCAAAUG
Molecule: messenger RNA, 3603 nt
Organism: Lepisosteus oculatus (spotted gar)
Lineage: Eukaryota; Metazoa; Chordata; Actinopteri; Semionotiformes; Lepisosteidae
Product: caspase-6
Biological process (GO): apoptotic process; positive regulation of neuron apoptotic process
Cellular component (GO): cytoplasm
Source: RefSeq, a predicted model, not a curated record